AUGCAAGAAGUGUUGCUACCUGUGUUCUUAAUUAUAACUUCAUUGCAACCUAAAAUGGUUCUUCCCAAAAGUUGUUAUUUUUCACAAGCAAGUCAAGAUAGUCCAACUGGUUGGAUUGAUGUUAUCGGUAAUUGCAUUGAACCCGAUGGACUUUGCUUUUCUGGAUACAAUUCAAUAUCAGCUUAUUACCAUAAGUCGGUGGGCUGGUGGCGAGUACUACACACAGAAAACGAAUGCUUAGCGAAAGAUGAUGUUAAUUUUCAAAUUUUUUGUAAUAUUAGCAAUUUUAGUAGUGGAAAAUUUCUCAUGCCUCAUGAUUUCAUACUUUUUCACAAGCUGCGGAAGAAGCUGGUCUGCAAUGACUUGCCCUUGGAGGGGUGCUUUCGAGACAAAAAUCUUUACAAAAAUUUUUUCCUUUGUUGGUGCAGUGGAGAGAAUUGCAAUACAAGAAGGAAAAUUACUGAUAUUUACAAAGCUCCCAAUAAUUUGUAUAUUGUAGGAGGAGGAUGUAAGCCUUCUGAAGUGUAG
Molecule: messenger RNA, 528 nt
Organism: Thelazia callipaeda (thelaziosis nematode)
Lineage: Eukaryota; Metazoa; Nematoda; Chromadorea; Rhabditida; Thelaziidae
Source: the annotation of a GenBank genome assembly